CACUUCUAAACUAGGUUCUAUAGAAGCUAAGAACCGUUUGGUAUUAAAUAUUAUUAACGCUAUUAAAAACAUAAACUGCAUCAACGAAAUACAGUUUAACACCAAAUAUAUGGCUAUUCCGAGAUGAACACAAUAAACAACAUUGAGGAACUUAGUUCAUUCGUUUAGCUUACAGAGUUGUUCGAUUGAACUGAUUCCAAACGAUUCUGUACAACUCUAUCGCACUGUAUAAAUGUGAAAAUUAAAAAUAUAGUUAAAAAGUGCGUUAUUCUUCAAAAGCCAUGUCAAAGUCAAGUGCAGCACGAUGGGUGAAGUUUUUCAACGCCGGGGGAAUUCCAUCCCCAGCUGCGGCCAGCUAUGCUCAUAUAUUUGUGGAGAAUCGUAUACAGGAGGACAUGCUACUCGAUCUGAAUAAGGAGUAUCUACGUGAGAUGGGCAUCACACCCAUGGGUGAUAUUAUAGCCAUACUGCGCCAUGCGAAACAAGUGAGCGACCAAAAUGUGCUCGACAAGGUACUAAUAUCGGAGGCGCCCUUGCCCAAAACCAUGUCAAAGAUCGUCGUUGGAACAGCUCCUGUGCCGCCCAGCAACAAGCAUGUGCCGCCCAGCAGCAAGCAUGUGUCAUCAUCUCCAGUUGCAGCCGGCAGCACCAACAAAGCAUCGCCACCCACAAAACCAGCGCGUCGUGUGCUGCCUGAACAUGAAGGAAAAUAUAAAGUUACUUUGCCGUCAGGCACGACAGAAAGAAGCAAGCAAAUCCUAGCAAAGCGGGAGCAGUUAUACUCGGAUCGUGUAAGCAGCACUAAGAAAACGGACGUCUUUGCACGUUUGCACAAUAGCAAGUGCGACGACGAUGCCCAGGAGGGCAUUGUCUCUAGCAGCGGGGAGAGCAACGUGCGUGUGCACAUUACUGGCGUUCAUAAGGGAUCCAGCGUACAAGUGGCGGCCACCUCUAGUAAUAACUCGGUUUUUGCACGCCUUGGCGGCAAGCAAUCCUUGGAUUCAGUGCAGCACAAUACGGGUCUUGCUAAGGAAAUAAAAUCAAUUUUAAAGAACACUCAAAGCACCAACAGCGGCAGCGGCGCCAGACGUAACACGCCCAUAGUCAAGGCUAAAAACACAGCAACUUCCGUGGUGCGUUCGCAGCAGAAGGUAAUGCUUGUCCAUAAGGUGCCAUUAAAACGUGGCGAUGAUAGCGAAGAUGAAAGCAUGGAUGACGAAGACUUAAUAGAGGCUGACAGUGAUUUUGACAGCGAAGCUGAAUAUUGUGAACAACAGGAUGUGGAUAUGGCAGCACCCGCUGAGAAAAUUGUUAAGUUCGCCUCUACUGCUGAGGUGCGAGAAAUCGCUCCACACACGCCCUACAAAGCGCGUGGAAAUAGCAACUUUGCACGUAACAUAAAGUCUCGUUUGGGCCUGGUUUCCAAAUUACACGCCACGCGUAAAACGUAUAAUCUCAAAGCGUCUCCGCCACAGAAACCCGGAGCCCGCCUCAGCCCCGUCAAGGGAAAAGCAAUACGUAUGCGCAGCGAUGAGCUGCUUACACGACAGGAUACGCUACCUGUGCACAAGCGUCUGGGCACAACUGCGCCAGCACAGCCGCCACCUCCACGCACCCAGCAGCGCGAUCAUAAGCUGAAUUCGUUUGCUCCGCGUCGAAACUCUAGCGUUAAUGCUGGGCACCGGCCAAGGGUUCAACCGAACUCCGUUUUCGAUCGCCUGGGAUUUAACAAUUCUCUGUAGAUUUUAAGACAACCAUAGUAUUUGUUUAAGAGUUCUAUUUAAUUCAGUUUAAAAGUAAAUGUUUGCAAUCACCCGUACUAACAAGUCUAUGGACUGAUAGGUCAAUUAUGAUCUGUGAAGGUCUCUACUCAGCACCAAGUAAAAACGUAGUCAUCUUAAAAUGAUAAUCAACAAUAUGAUAGUUACUUAAAUACUUCAUUGGUCGCCUCCAACUAUAUGAAAUGCUUAACUAUACUAUACAGAAGUCCCUUUGUCCCUUUUCUUGCCAAUUUGUCCAUCAGUCUUUGAGUUUUUAAAAAAGAAACAGCCUAUUUUUUUAACGGAGUUAUAGCUUUUAUUUUACUUACACUAUAAUUCAUCAUCUUAUUAUCCUUAUUUAUAUAUAAAUUUUUGUUUAAAGAUGUAUUGAGCACGAAUUUAUUUCUUGCCUUCUGUAAGUUCUAACUAAAAGCAAAGAUUACUGAGCGGCGUAAAAUCCUGUAAGCUUUUUAGCUGGAAGCUCUUUUCGAAAAUAUACGUAAUUUAUAUUGUCGAGAAAUGCCCUCUUCGGUGCAUUACAUUCUCUAUAAUAUACAAAUUAAAAAUUUGUUUUUGCAUACAGA
This is a messenger RNA of Drosophila montana, 2344 nucleotides long. RefSeq lists its product as uncharacterized. Gene Ontology annotation, molecular function: protein binding. Gene Ontology annotation, cellular component: nucleus. NCBI's taxonomy places the organism in Eukaryota, Metazoa, Arthropoda, Insecta, Diptera, Drosophilidae. The transcript has 4 exons. The coding region runs from base 282 to 1742 and encodes 486 amino acids. The record is from RefSeq and is a predicted model, not a curated record.